Messenger RNA from Myotis davidii, 2632 nucleotides. RefSeq names its product 5-azacytidine induced 2 (gene AZI2). The transcript is spliced from 8 exons. NCBI's taxonomy places the organism in Eukaryota, Metazoa, Chordata, Mammalia, Chiroptera, Vespertilionidae. The record is from RefSeq and is a predicted model, not a curated record. The coding region runs from base 158 to 1510 and encodes 450 amino acids. Gene Ontology annotation, biological process: canonical NF-kappaB signal transduction. Gene Ontology annotation, cellular component: cytoplasm.
CUGCCCCCUGCCAGCCUCGCACCCGCGCUGUUCCAGGCCCAUCCUGGUCCUUCGCUUUACUUCUCCUUAUUUUCGUUCCGGACUCUGACUUUCGGGAACGUAUUGGGUUUUAUUUCAUUCAUGGAGACUGCUUUUAUGUCUAAAACGUAAGAGGGACAUGGGGCUAGGGCGGUACUGCCUGGGGCGCCCGAGCAGUGGACUUCACCCCUGCACAUUGUCGAGGUCGGCAGUAGGUGUUCUUCGUUUCUCCAGUGUCGCCCCUGUGCGUUGUACGGUCUGCGACCUUUUGCUGAGUGACUGCAACAUGCAAGCUGUCAUGGAUACACUGGUAGAAGAUGAUAUCUGCAUUCUAAAUCAUGAAAAAGCCCAUAGGAGAGAUACAGUGACUCCGGUCUCAAUAUAUUCAGAUGAGUCUGUUGCUUCACAUUUUGCCCUUGUCACUGCAUAUGAAGACAUCAAAAAACGACUCAAGGAUUCAGAAAAAGAGAACUCUUUCCUAAAGAAAAGAAUAAGAUUUUUGGAAGAAAAGCUUACAGGUGCUUUAUUAGAUGAAGAAACAAGUUCUGUGGGACGAGAACAAGUAAAUAAGGCCUAUCAUGCAUAUCGAGAGGUUUGCAUUGACAGAGAUAAUUUAAAGAGCAAAUUGGAUAAAAUGAAUAAAGACAACUCUGAAUCUUUGAAAGUAUUGAAUGAACAGCUGCAGUCUAAAGAAGUAGAACUCCUCCAGCUAAGAACAGAGGUGGAAACUCAGCAGGUGAUAAGGAAUUUAAAUCCACCUUCAUCAAACUGGGAGGUGGAAAAGUUGAGUUGUGACCUGAAGAUCCAUGGCUUGGAACAAGAACUAGAACUGAUGAAGAAAGAAUGUAAUAAUCUCAGAAUAGAGCUACAAAAAGCCAAACAAACGGAUCCAUCUCAGGAAGACAAUCUGCAGAGCAGAGAUCUCCAAAGACUAAGCAUUUCAAGUGAUGAUGUGCAAAAUGUAUACUGGGAGCUGAAGAGAGAAAUGUCUAAUUUACAUCUGAUUCAACCAAUUAAUGUUAAUUUUAUGAUAAAAAAUGCCAUGACAACUGACAUUUGGCCUGUACUUUCUCUUUUAGUGUGUGCCCCCGUAGGAUUCAUGGAAGACCUUGGGAAAGAAAGCACAAAACUGCACUUGACGAAUUUCACUGCAACAUACAAAAGACACCCCCCUCUCUCACCAAAUGGCAAAACUCUUUGUCAUACCACAUCUCCCCCUUUACCAGGAGAUGUAAAGAUUUUAUCAGAGAAAGCAAUUCUCCAAUCAUGGACAGAUAACGAGAGACCUAUUCCUCAUGACUGUUCAAACUUUCAGGAACACUACUCGUAUGGCAGAAAUUCUCUGGAAGACAAUUCUUGGGUACUCCCAAGCCCUCCUAAAUCAAGUGAAACAGCGUUUGGGGAAACUAAAAAUAAAACUUUGCCUUUACCCAUCCUGCCACCCCCGCAUAACUUGGAUCAACGUAAUCAAAACUGCCUUUAUAAGAAUUAAUUCUGAAGAGAUCUGUGACUUGGUCAUGAGGUUGCUGUACCUCCCGCAAGUAUUCUUGAGAAAUUAUUUAAUAAACUGAAAGCAGGUUUCGAUUAAACUUUUGCAGAGUUCUUCAAUGUACACAUUUGCACAUACUGUAACGUAUUAUGUAGUUGAUUUUCCAGUAUGAGAGCAAACCCUCCAGCUUCACAUUCUGGCUAAGAAUCAGAUAUAUACUACUAAUAAAUUAAUAAACUUGAGGUGUUUCAAAAAGUCAGUUCCGUCUUUGAUAAUGUUUGUACAUUUCUGCCUCACAUAAAGAAUGGAAUUGAAAGUUUUUAGAUAUGGUUUUACAAAGCAUGUGAAAUGUCUAAAUAGCUGUUCAUUAAAAAUAGAGAAGGCCAUUAAUAUAAGAGAAAAUUUAUAUAAGUUGCUUUAAGUUACAUAAGCAAAUGACAAUGUGAAGUUACAUUUCCUGUUGAGAAAUAUAUGAAAAAUAUAAAUGGUGGAAUAACAGUAUGUAGGUUUUUCCAUCUCUAUAUGCUAUUGUGUUUCAAAAUUUAAUCACAAUGUUUUUGAUAAAGCUUAGAAUUGCAAUUUGAAUUUUAAGACUUGAAAUAACCUGACCACAGAAGCCAACUUUAUCCCAGUACAUCUCCAGUCCUAAUUGAAAAGUGAUGAAAUAGUUGAAAGUCUACAUAGUGUGUGAAUAACUAUUAAAAUCCUAUACAUCAACCAAUUAGAAAUAGAGCAUCACAAAGGUUUCAGUCUAAUCUAUCCCUUCAGGGUCCAUAAUGAAAAUCUAAAUAUAUAAUUUAUAAAGUAAUUUUCUUCAAAGUGUCUACAGUACACUCGUUAUAUAGAGCAGCUUAUAAAUUGUUAGAUUUUGGUUUGAAAUGUAAUGUGUUACUUAUUGAGUGAUUUUUAAUUAAUUGAUUUAAGAAUUUUAAUUCUAGAAACCAAAUUCUGUGCCAUAUUGAUAUCAUAUAAUUGUAAAAUGUCCUCAAACUUUUUUAUUCUAAGUGGCCUAUCAUUUAUAAACAAGAAAAUAACAAGGAUGGCUUCACAUGGAAACUUACAUCAAUUUUUUCAGGGUUGCAGUAUUAAGAAUACUAGUAAUAAAAUGUAUUACUUGAUUUCAUA